AUGACGGAUACAGCGAAGCCAUUGAUGGUGGUGGCUGUAGACAACAGUAAUCACAGCUUCUUUGCAUUAGAGUGGGUUCUGGAUAAUUUUUUUGUUUCCGUCGGUUCCAAUAUUCUCUUGAUGCUCGACCCUCUCCAAAUGCUCUUUUUCGAUUCGGAGGACCUGGACAAGUGCAUACCGUGCGAGGGGAAAGGUCAUCCUGGAGAUGUUAUCACUGAAGCAGUAGAUAAACACCACGCCAUCAUUUUCGUCCUUGGAAGUCGAGGCCACAGCGCGGUCAGAAGGGCUGUUCUGGGCAGUUGCUCUAUAAUGAUUGUAAAGUAA
This is a messenger RNA of Mangifera indica (mango), 324 nucleotides long. RefSeq lists its product as uncharacterized. NCBI's taxonomy places the organism in Eukaryota, Viridiplantae, Streptophyta, Magnoliopsida, Sapindales, Anacardiaceae. The record is from RefSeq and is a predicted model, not a curated record. The transcript is spliced from 3 exons. The coding region runs from base 1 to 324 and encodes 107 amino acids.